Messenger RNA from Punica granatum (pomegranate), 2499 nucleotides. The record is from RefSeq and is a predicted model, not a curated record. Lineage: Eukaryota; Viridiplantae; Streptophyta; Magnoliopsida; Myrtales; Lythraceae.
CAAACAACUGGCCAACUAUAUCCCGGUGUGUCUCUGCUUCUUGAGUCUUGUAAAAAUAAAUAGAAUGAGGCCAGGACUUGUAUUCUCCUGUCUCUUCAUUCUGUUAUUUGAGCCGUCGAUGAGUAUUCCUAUGCCAUCUCCUUUCACGCGAUUCUUGGGUCAUGCUGAUCAAUGUAAUGCAUUACUCCAGUUUGCCAGUUCACUUGGAAUCACCACCAAUAUUGAUUCCAAGUAUUUCUGCAACAUAGAUGGCGCCAAUAUCACAUCUUAUCCGAAGACAGCCUCUUGGAGGAAAGGUAUCGACUGCUGCACGUGGGACGGGAUCACGUGUGACUAUGUAACUGGUGAAGUGAUCGUGGUCGACCUUACCUGUAGUUGUCUCCAUGGGGCCCUCCAGCCUAACAGCACCCUCUUCACACUUAGUAAUGUUCGGACCCUCUACCUUCGAGGUAAUGAUCUCACUGGAGAUAUCCCAUCUUCCAUUUGUCGGAUGCAUUCCCUGGAAAACCUAUCUUUAGCAGAUAACAAGCUUGGCGGUCUCAUACCGACAUGCUUGGGAAACCUUAGCAAAAUCUCGUACUUGAGCUUGAGUUUUAACCGAAUGCAAGGUUCAUUGCCCAAAUCCCUAGCUAACUGUACCAGGUUGGAAAUUCUUAGUCUUUUCUCGAAUGACAUAACCGAUUCUUUCCCACACUGGCUGAGAACAGUCCCGCUAGGGCUUCUGCAACUGGGUAAAAACAACUUCCAUGGUCUCGUCGGACCUGAUCCUUUGGCAUUUGACUUCCCUCAUCUCUACACCCUGGUCUUAAAGAUCAAUAAUUUCGCUGGCAGCUUGCCAUCCAACUAUUUUCUGCAAUCAAACUUGACAGAUAUUGACUUCUCAAGCAACAAAUUUGAAGGGGCUCUGCCCAUCAUACCACCCACAUUUGAACUGUUUUCUGUCUCAAGCAAUAGGUUCACCGGAGAGAUUCCUCUUCUGUUAUGCAAUUCCACAAAUCUUGCGAGCCUUGCGUUGUCAAACAAUAGCUUGACCGGCAGAAUACCUCAGUGCCUCGUGGAUGGGAGUGCCAGUUUAUUCGAGUUAGACCUAUCUAUGAAUUUCUUUCGAGGCCCAAUACCUGAAACAAUAUCAGCUCCAAACAACUGCAGCUUUACAACUAUCGACUUAUCACAAAAUCAUUUAGGAGGCAAAUUGCCAAGGUUCUUGGAAAACUGCAGUAAGCUGAAAACUUUAGAUCUCAGUAACAAUGAACUCCAGGAUUCAUUUCCCAGUUGGCUUGAAGCUCUCCCCAGCCUGUACAUUCUGGUUUUAAGGUCGAACAAGUUCCAUGGUCCAGUAAAUACUGGCGGAUCGCCUCAACCCUUUUCCCAGCUGCAAAUUUUUGACCUCUCCAAUAACAAUUUCCAGGGUGCUUUCCCAACCCAAUAUGUCGCUAGUUUCAAAGGCAUGACAGGUGGAGAUGAGAAACGAGGGAACAUUGUUGAUCGCAUACUGGACAACCAAAUCUUUUAUACUGCUAGUGUGAUUGGGAAAGGGGUUACGCUAGAGUUGCAUAAAAUUCAAAAAGCAUUCUUCGUCAUCGACUUAUCGUGUAACCAUUUUCAAGGGAAGAUAUGUGAUGCGAUCGGGGAUCUAAAAUUACUCACAGGCCUCAACUUCUCUCAGAACAACCUGACGGGCGCUAUCCCAUAUUCGUUUGGGAAUCUGACUAAUCUUGAAUGGCUAGACCUCUCGCUGAAUAAUCUCUCUGGAGAGAUCCCCGGAUCCUUAGCUGAUCUAACAUCACUGGCAUACUUAAAUCUCUCCAUGAACUGGCUCAUGGGACCCAUUCCUAAGGGCAAACAGUUCAACACAUUCAAGAGCGACUCCUUUGGGGGAAAUCCCGGGCUGUGUGGAUUUCCAUUGCCAAGAGAAUGCGGAGAGGAUGCAAACAAACUGCCACCAUCAACUCAUGCAGAAGAAGAAGAUACGGAGAAGGGAAGUUGGAUCGAAUGGCGGGCAGUACCAAUGGGUUAUGGAUGUGGGACUGCAUUUGGACUUUCAGCAGGAUAUAUCAUGCUUCAUUUCCGGAGACCACUAUGGCUCAUGAGGAUGAUGGAGAGAAGAAUAUACAAGCUGCAAAGGAGAGCUAGAAGAACUCGUGGAAGAAACUGUACGAGGGCUCAGCGUCGAUGAAUGAGUCAAAGCAACAAAUGGUCGGUAAAUUGCAAUAAGUGGAACGAAUAUAGGAGCUUCCAGAUCCUGACCAUGCCCCUCAGUUCAGGUGAUCCUGAAGAUCAUACUAACGAAGGAAUGGAGUGUCUCUAUGUGUUUUAUUAUAUAUACAUGUCAUUAGCAGUGUCUUGAUAGAAUAAAAAACACGAAACAAGGUGUUUGCUGUCACAGUUCGUCACAAGUUUAUGCUACAUAAAAAGUAUGUACUGUGUUGUUAACUCUGUUGGUGCCUUUUUUACAAAGGUUUGAUGAGUUUUAGUAGUGAGUACCAAUGUUAAAUUUUC